ACAUGUUUAAAUGCUCAGACCUAACACAACAAAUCCAAUUCACAUCGAUCUACUCUAUUUAAGACAAGAGAUUCAAUCACAUCUCUUACAAACAAAGAAAAUUCUUCUCUCUAAAACGUUCCCUCAAAUUAUUAGAUUGCUGCAAAUAUGGCUAGAAUGUUAGCUUUAGUAGUGGUGGCAUUAUGGGUGCUAAAUAUGGCAAUGGUGUCUAGGGCAUUGAACGCUCAUGAAGUGAGACAACUAGCAUCUAAACAUAAUAUAACAUGUGUACUAGUUUUUGGAGAUUCGAGUGUCGAUCCCGGUAAUAACAAUCGCCUUCCGACCACCAUGAAAGGCAACUUUCCACCGUACGGAAAAGAUUUCUUUGAUGGAAGACCCACCGGAAGAUUCUCUAAUGGAAGACUUGCCACUGAUUUUAUAGCCGAGGCGAUUGGCUAUACUAAAACAAUUCCGGCAUUUCUUGAUCCUAACAUAAAACCAACAGAUUUGUUACAUGGUGUUAGCUUUGCUUCUGCUGCUUCUGGUUAUGAUGAUCUGACCGCAAAUAUUUCUAAUGUUUUGCCAGUUUCCCAGCAACUAAAAUACUUGAUGCACUACAAGAUCCAUCUUGGCCGGUUAGUAGGCGAGAAGAAAGCAAAUUUUAUCAUAAAUAAUGCGGUAUUUAUUAUGAGCAUGGGAACAAAUGACUUUCUUCAGAAUUAUUUCUUGGAUCCAACUCGUCCAGACCAAUACACUGUCGAAGAAUACGAAAAUUUCUUGGUCUCACGCAUGGAGGACGACUUCAAGGAGAUGCAUAGAUUAGGAGCCAGAAGAUUGGUUGUAGUUGGAGUUCCACCAAUGGGAUGCAUGCCACUUGUCAAGACGCUAAAGAAUGAGAAAACUUGCGUAGAAAGUUAUAACCAAGCAGUCUCAUCUCUCAAUUCCAAAAUAAAACAAACCCUAAUUAAAUUGAGACAAACAUUAGGGAUCAAAGAUGCUUACGUGGACUGUUAUACUAUGAUUUUAAAUGCUGUAAACAAUCCAAAACAAUAUGGUUUAUUAGAGACUGGAAUAGGUUGCUGUGGAACAGGAACUGUGGAAUAUGGAGACUCAUGCAGAGGAUUAGACACUUGUGAAGAUGCUUCAAAAUAUGCAUUUUGGGAUGCUGUUCAUCCGUCGCAAAAGAUUUACCAGCUUCUUGCUGAUGAAGCUUUAAAUUCACUUAGUGAAGCACUCUUGAGAUAAGGAUGUUGUGUAAAUGUAGUCAUGAUUUUGCACUGUUGUUAUGAUUGUUUGUUGUAUUAAGUGAAAUUUGUUUGUCAAAAUAUAUAUUUUGAGGAAAUAAUUUUGAUGGUUAUGUAUUUCGAAAA
Mercurialis annua (annual mercury) is the source of this 1349-nucleotide messenger RNA. RefSeq names its product GDSL esterase/lipase At5g45950. The coding region runs from base 148 to 1224 and encodes 358 amino acids. The transcript has 4 exons. The record is from RefSeq and is a predicted model, not a curated record. Gene Ontology annotation, molecular function: hydrolase activity, acting on ester bonds. Lineage: Eukaryota; Viridiplantae; Streptophyta; Magnoliopsida; Malpighiales; Euphorbiaceae.